Messenger RNA from Protopolystoma xenopodis, 549 nucleotides. The record is from the annotation of a GenBank genome assembly. Lineage: Eukaryota; Metazoa; Platyhelminthes; Monogenea; Polystomatidea; Polystomatidae.
AUGCUCCUGCCUAUCUGCACAUACACGUCUAUACACUUUGUACAUUCACCUACACGCAUAUCUAUUCCUAGGCCGGGACACCUCUGGCUGGCGGCGAACGAGGCGAGGUCAGGUUCGCCGGUCCGGCAGUCACGAUCUCGCUUGGCUGCCCGCCCAACUCGAGCUUGCGGGCGCCAGGUCAGGUUGUCGAGACUCCGGUCCGGUCCGGCCGAGUUCUCUCUUCCACGCCCGCCCGAAAUGGCUGCCGGCUCUCGGCGUCUCAGCUCCGCGGCCACUGCUCCCCAAUUGCCGGCCGUGACGACGCCAGGCAAGAGGCUAAUUGUUGGCGUGCACUUGCGGCUCGAAGCGAGUCGGCAAGUCGGUGAAUCGGCCGCGCCGGAAGACGAGCAGUGGGUCGAGUGGAGGCGUUGCAGUGUGAAAAGAGGACGUUGUUCUGCGACCCCGUCACGUGAACGACAUCAUCUGAGCGAGAAGACGGUCAAAUAUGCUGGACCAAGAGAAGAUGUUUGCUUUAUUGGGCGCCAGAUUAUGACCACCUACUUCACAUGA